This is a messenger RNA of Gigantopelta aegis, 766 nucleotides long. Its product is annotated as soma ferritin-like. Gene Ontology annotation, cellular component: cytoplasm. The coding region runs from base 29 to 667 and encodes 212 amino acids. Gene Ontology annotation, biological process: iron ion transport; intracellular iron ion homeostasis. Lineage: Eukaryota; Metazoa; Mollusca; Gastropoda; Neomphalida; Peltospiridae. The record is from RefSeq and is a predicted model, not a curated record. The transcript is spliced from 5 exons. Gene Ontology annotation, molecular function: ferric iron binding; ferrous iron binding.
UCCGUGUGUGAAAGAAACAAAAUACACUAUGUUUGACUGGAAGAUCGUUUUGCUUUUGGGGGUUCUGGCCUUUGUGGCAGCUCUGAACUUCGGAGAGGAUGGUUUGCAAGGUGAAAACCGAUUCGUUGAAACGGACUUUUCGCAAAACCAGGACGUGACAUGGGUCAAGUAUAACUUCUCCCAAACAACGAUUACUCAGCUCAAUUAUCUGAUACACAACCACCUUGUUGAAGAUCUCUUCUACCUCAACAUGGGUUAUAACUUUGAAAGAGCCGACGUGGCCCUACCUGGUUUCUACAAGUUUUUCCGCCAUAUGUCAGAGGAACGCAGAAAGGACGGGGAGAAGAUAAUGACUUACCUCAACAGACGUGGUGGGGCAAUAAAGUUCAGGCGAACAAUGAAGCUGCCGGACAGCGUGUGGAGGACGGGACUGGCGGCCAUGGAGGCGUCCCUCGGCCACGAGAAGGAACUCCACAAGAAGAUCCUCAAGAUGCACGUCACCGCCGCCGCUGCGCAUGAUCCGCACCUGACUAAUUUUCUAGAAGACGAAUUCCUUGAACCAAAGGUAUCUUUGAUAAAGAAGUUGGCUGACUACGUCACUCGUCUCAAGAGUUUCCAGUCCGACUACAGUCUGGGCGAAUACAUCCUUGACCAGAAUUUGGAAUGACAAAGAUGUCCCUUCGUAGGACUAUAAGAACUUUGAUAAUGUCUGCAUCAUGUUCUGAGAAACGAAACGUUCUGGAGAAUAAAAUUCAAUUAUGCAAUA